GGAUUUUAAAAAAUACUAUAAUCGCCUACUUUAAAUAAUUCAUAUAAUGCUAGAAUUCUACAAAGUACAUGCCAAAGAAGAUGAUCAAUAACUUUGAUUUUUUUUUUUUUUUUUAAUCUCAAUAGAGAGUACAACAAAUCUAACAAGACAUUUUAAAAGACCUUUCAAUAUGCAACAACCUAUAUUUGAAAAAUAAAAAAUAAAAAAAUAGAAAAGUGGGAUUCUCCCAACCACCAUAAAAUUUGGGGGAAAAAAGAAACGACUUCCAAAACAAAUAGAUAUCAAGAAAAACUACUGGUGUUUAUCCAAAAUCCAAGUUCAUGGCUCGUGUUAUCCCCUCAACUUUUUCUCUCUACAGCUCUUCUACUCCCUCAUUUUUCCCACGAAAUCCAACUAAAAAUUCUGUUUCUUACAAUCUUAUUCAUAAAACUUCUCUUUGGCUUUGCAAUGCCAGCAAGAAACCCGGCUUCUUCGAUCAAAUUCUCGACUAUAUUGAAGGUGGGCCUAAAUUAAGAAAAUGGUAUGGAGCACCUGAUCUCCUCCCAAAGGAUGGAUCAAUAAUAGCAGAAGAUGAGGGUGAUGAAACUGAGGUAGAAGAGGCCAGAGAUGCUGUUCUAGUAACUGAUGGCGAUAGCGAAAUCGGCCAGAUGGUGAUUUUGUCCUUGAUUGUAAAACGAACCCGAGUGAAAGCACUGGUUAAAGAUAGGCGUGCUGCUCUAGAAGCCUUUGGAACCUACGUCGAGUCAUUGGCCGGAGAUGCAACUAAUACCACCUUUUUGAAGAAGGCCUUGAAGGGUGUUCGUGCGGUUAUAUGCCCAACUGAAGGUUUCCUGUCCAAAGUUGGGAACUUGCAAGGAGUCCAACAUGUUGUUCUCUUAUCUCAGUUAUCUGUGUACAAAGGUGCUGAUGGCAUUCAAGCUCUUAUGACAAGCAAUGCAAAAAAGUUGGCUGAACAAGAUGAAUCAACCCUUCUGGCUUCAGGAAUCCCCUACACUAUUAUCAGAACUGGCUCUCUGCAAGAUACCCCCGGCGGAACACAAGGAUUUAGCUUUCAAGAGGGUAGUGCAACAAAGGGAAGUCUCGGCAAGGAAGAUGCCGCGUUUGUAUGUGUCGAGGCACUGAGUUUAGUACCGGAGAAUGGGUUCAUAGUUGAGGUAGUCAACGGAGAGGAGAAGGUUUCAGACUGGAAGCUGCAACUCAGAGAGCUAAUGGAGAAGAAGGGCAAAGGUCAAGGAUGAUGGCUAACCAAUUCAUGACAUUUUGAGAAUCAACCAGAACCUCAGAGAAAGGAUGAAAAUUUAUUUUAUGAUCAAUUAAGUUGUAUUACAAGUAAAUUAUUUGACUUAUAGCUGGUUUUAUUCUAUGUUAAAAUUGCUAGUGAAUAUACAUCAAUUGCAAAUUUGCUUGUACCA
Chenopodium quinoa (quinoa) is the source of this 1412-nucleotide messenger RNA. RefSeq lists its product as uncharacterized. Lineage: Eukaryota; Viridiplantae; Streptophyta; Magnoliopsida; Caryophyllales; Amaranthaceae. The transcript has 9 exons. Gene Ontology annotation, cellular component: chloroplast. The coding region runs from base 321 to 1238 and encodes 305 amino acids. The record is from RefSeq and is a predicted model, not a curated record.